Molecule: messenger RNA, 924 nt
Organism: Auanema sp. JU1783
Lineage: Eukaryota; Metazoa; Nematoda; Chromadorea; Rhabditida; Rhabditidae
Source: the annotation of a GenBank genome assembly
CUGGAGCACGAGGAGACGGAUGCCCUCAGCACGCCUGAGGGUUUGCAUCUCAUCCAGGAUGAGCUUGAAACGGUCGAAGAUGAUCUCCUAACCGAAGAGGUUGCAUCAUCACUCGAUGGAUGUACAAUAUCCACGGCUUCCGACAUAAAUCCAUUACCUCCACCCAUCAAUAUCUAUUGGGCCACCAUCAACAUAGUCCUGCUCGUACUUGUAUUUAUCAUAUCCACUCUGCUCAUCGCAUUAGUUUGGCAUCUAGCCCCACGUCUGCCUGAUGGAGAAUCUAUAAAAAUUCCAACAAGUUUAGCUCAAUUACGACAUUUGGCUGAUGUUUUCCAUAAAUAUAAAGAUGACCACUUUGCCUAUAGUCUACUUAUAUUCUGUUCUGCUUAUAUAUGGAAACAGACGUAUGCGAUUCCAGGUUCAAUAUUAUUAAAUUUGGUAGCAGGAGCUUUAUUUGGAAUGUGGAUAGGCACAGGGCUCAUAAGUAUUUUGACGGCCAUUGGCUCGUCUUGUUGUUAUCUACUUUCGUCACUUUUCGCUCGUCCGCUUGUAUAUAAACUUUUGUGGAGACAGACGAUGAUGAUUAAGGGAAAAAUUGUCGCCAAUCGCCGUCAUGUUAUUCUCUUCCUCCUGUCAGCUCGAAUUUUUCCAUUUACGCCUCAUUGGUUGCUGAACAUAUCUUUUCCAUUCGUUGGAAUACCGAUUUACCUUCACUUCUUUACUAUGAUUCUAGGAAUGUUACCAUAUCACUUCAUCUGUGUCCGGGCUGGUCGUAUACUCUCUGAAAUCAAAAGUGUCUCAGAUAUUUUUAACGCAGCUACUCUAGCACAACUUAUCACAAUCGCGGUUAUCUUUGUUGCUGUCGGAAUCAUAUCAAAACGAUUAAAAAGAGAACCACGUCUUCCACAUUUAGUUACUGAUUGA